Molecule: messenger RNA, 900 nt
Organism: Phoenix dactylifera (date palm)
Lineage: Eukaryota; Viridiplantae; Streptophyta; Magnoliopsida; Arecales; Arecaceae
Source: RefSeq, a predicted model, not a curated record
AUGCCGAUACCGCGCGCGGUAUGUCGGCACGCCAUGCUUCCAGCGGACCGGGCCGAGUUCCGGAGGGCGUCGCUGGAAGAGAUCGUCGACAGUACCUACUGUAAUACUGUUCGGCGUAUCCAUGAAGUCGACUCCCUGGUGUUUAUUGCCCAAAGUUGUCAGGCGGAGACUCGACGACUCAGCCGGCAGUUGGAGCCGGCCAAGAAGAGGGUCGCUGAGCUGGAGGCCGCGCUGGCCGAAGCCGAAGCGCGAAGGGAAGCCACCGAGGCCGGGCGACUCGCCAUGGUCGAGGUGCUCGAAGAGGAGAGGGCCGCCCAUUCGUUGACGAAAUCGGCCCUGCGUGCCUCGGAGGCGCGCCUGGGGGAGGCCCAGUCCGAGGUCGCGGGUCUGAAGUACGAGGCUGGGGUCUUCCGCCUCAAGAUCGAGCAGCUCGAGGCCCGGGAGAAGAGGGCGCUCGAGCGGGCCGAGAACGCCGUGGAACUCUUUAAGGAGUCAAAAGAGUUCCGCGAUAUGUUAGAGGAGGAGACUGUGGACGGGUUCCUCCGGGGCUUUGACAACUUCCGAAAGCAGAUAGCCCGGAUAUGCCCCCAGUUCGACCUCUCGACGGUCCGUCCGAGGAUGAGGUUCGGGUACGGCUCCGACGACGACGACGACGAUAUCCCCGCUGCCCUCAUGUCCGAGGAGGACCUUGCUGAGGUCGAAGCCGUGGCAGCUGAACCGGCGAGGGCGGAGGCCAUACCUCGUGAAACCAGCGAGGUUGUUCCCGCGGCGCCAGCCGAGGCCCCCGCCGCAGACCCUGAGCCCACGCCCGCUGCAGACCCUGAGCCCGCGCCUACUGAAGACCCGCAGGUCAUUCCUGUAGACGACGAGGGCGAUGCUAAUGAAGCCGCCGCCUCUUAG